Laccaria bicolor S238N-H82 is the source of this 1197-nucleotide messenger RNA. Its product is annotated as carbamoyl-phosphate synthase. Gene Ontology annotation, biological process: L-arginine biosynthetic process; 'de novo' pyrimidine nucleobase biosynthetic process; L-glutamine metabolic process. Gene Ontology annotation, molecular function: carbamoyl-phosphate synthase (glutamine-hydrolyzing) activity. The record is from RefSeq and is a predicted model, not a curated record. The transcript is spliced from 3 exons. Gene Ontology annotation, cellular component: carbamoyl-phosphate synthase complex; cytoplasm. Bases 1 to 1197 code for a protein of 398 amino acids. Lineage: Eukaryota; Fungi; Basidiomycota; Agaricomycetes; Agaricales; Hydnangiaceae.
AUGUUCGCUCGUCAAUUAAUCCGCAUCCAUCAACUCUCUCGGGGUUUGGCUACCCAUGCCAACCCGGGCUUUGCCACACCAGCCACACUUCACCUGAAAUCGGGUCAGUCCUUCAAGGGAACGUCAUUCGGCGCUCCAAAAAGUAUUUAUGGCGAGACCGUCUUCUCCACGUCCAUCACAUCAUACACGGAGUCCAUGACGGACCCGUCCUACCGCGGUCAAAUCUUGGUGUUCACCACACCAAUGAUUGGAAACUAUGGUGUCCCAGCCAACACAGCGCCUUUUGACUCUAAAGAUGUUGGUGUUAUCCUCGAAUCCCAAGGUGUCCAGUGCGCUGCUGUCAUUGUCGGCGACGUCGCCGAGAAAUUUUCGCACUACACCGCCGUUCAGUCUCUUGCGUCUUGGUGCAAAAACCACAAUGUUCCAGGGAUUACUGGUGUCGAUACUCGGGCCAUCACCAGACUGCUUCGUGACCAAGGCACCACGUUGGGUCGUGUUGCUAUCGGCACAGACACACUUCUUCCCGCUCCACAAGAUCACGAGUACUGGGACCCUUCUCUUGAGAACCUCGUUGACCAGAUCUCGACCAAGGCUCCAUAUCAGCUGAACCCUACCGGCAGCAUCAAGAUUGCUGUCCUCGAUUUCGGCGCCAAGGCCAACAUUCUUCGUUCUCUGGUCAGGCGAGACGCUGCUGUCACUGUGUUGCCCUGGAACUACGACUUUAACUCCAUUAGAGACCAGUUUGAUGGUCUAUUUUUAACUAAUGGGCCAGGUGAUCCAGGUCACUGCAUGGAGGCUGCACUCAAAUUGCGUCAAACCUUGGAGGAGUGGGACAAGCCCAUCUUCGGGAUCUGCAUGGGCCACCAAAUUAUUGGGAUGGCCGCUGGUUUGGAUGCCUACCGGAUGACCUUUGGCAACCGUGGUCACAACCAGCCUGUACUGGCGCUGGCCUCUGCCGGAUCUAUCAAGGCUGGGCGCGUUUACGUGACGAGCCAAAACCAUCAGUAUGCUCUGAAGCUCCACGACCCCUUCCCUCAGGGUUGGGAGCCGUUCUUCAUCAACUGCAAUGACUCAUCUGUGGAAGGCAUUAAGUCAACCGUUGAUUCUGGAAAGAAAGUUUGGGGCGUUCAGUUCCAUCCCGAGAGUGCUGGUGGCCCUCUUGAUACAAUCGAAGUAAGCUUGAUAUCUCUUGAUUAG